This is a messenger RNA of Ophidiomyces ophidiicola, 1905 nucleotides long. It is a transcript of the gene TFB1, whose product is annotated as RNA polymerase II transcription factor B subunit 1. The transcript is spliced from 2 exons. The record is from RefSeq and is a predicted model, not a curated record. Gene Ontology annotation, biological process: nucleotide-excision repair; transcription by RNA polymerase II; transcription by RNA polymerase I. NCBI's taxonomy places the organism in Eukaryota, Fungi, Ascomycota, Eurotiomycetes, Onygenales, Onygenaceae. Gene Ontology annotation, cellular component: transcription factor TFIIH holo complex; transcription factor TFIIH core complex. Bases 1 to 1905 code for a protein of 634 amino acids.
AUGGCACCUACUCCAGUGAGCGCGCUUGCAUCGUACAAGAAGAAAGAUGGAACGUUGGCCAUGUCCAGGGACGGGCAGUCCGUUUCGUGGACUCCGAAGAAUGCUGACGGUACAGUGGGCGAGAUCGUAAUCCAGGUUGCAAAGAUUACCAAUCUCCAACAGACUCCCGUCACCAGUCCGAAAGUAAUGCUCAAAAUCUUUGUGCAACAACCGGGUGCCAAAAAUGCCGCCCCUGGAGCUCCGGAGCAAUUCGUCUUUUCCUUUACUUCAUCAACAAAUGCGCGCGCCGAAGCCGAUACGAUCAGGGAUGUUUUGAAUGCCGGCAUUCAGGCGGUGAAAGCUGCCCAAAGUCCGGCCCCCGGCGGCCAAUCUGCAGCAAUGGCAAUAGCUAGUGCCGUUACCUCCGCUGCUAAUGGGAAGCCGGUGUGGCAUGAUGAUAACAAGCUGAAGGUGGAUGCGGAGCUGCAGCAGUCUUUGUUAAAAUCGGACUCUAAUCUUCAACGGGUAUUCAUGGAGUCGCUACGGACAAAACCUGAUUCUGUUACAAGUGGGCAGUUCAUGUCGCAAUUUUGGUCUUCGCGAAUACAUCUACUUCGCGCCCAUGCAAUUGAAAAAUCCCAGUCUCGUGGGUCAUAUAAUGUACUCUCUUCAUUAAAGCCACGAGUGGAAAACAGCGUGACAAGAUUAAAUAUCAGCAAAGAACAAAUACAACUGAUAUUUAAUCAGCAUCCGCUAGUCAAGAAAGUAUAUGAUGAGAAUGUACCGAAGCUGACAGAGCACGACUUUUGGUCGCGAUUCUUCCAAAGUAGGCUGUUCAAAAAGUUAAGAGGGGAGCGGAUCACAGAAUCCGAUGCUACGGAUGCGCUACUUGAUAAAUAUUUGAGAGCCGAUGAAUAUGCAGAUCGCCACGUAAAUUCAAAUGUUCCUCAUAUGAUUGAUCUCGAAGCGAAUGAAGAUAACGUUAAGAGACAUGGAAAUCGCCCAAACUUUGACAUGAGACCAUCAACUCUAGAUAAAGUUCCUAUCAUCAGGACGCUGAACAAUUUGAGUGAAAAGAUAAUGGCCAACGUGGCGCCAAUUGAUCGAGACCCAUCAGCCCCUGUCGGCAUGGAUGAAGAAACGUUUAACCAGUUGCAACUGCGGGAUCUUCGUGGUGAUAGGGAACAAGACAGAAUCAUUUUAAACAUUAAGGAUCAAAGUAGGUUCUUUGCCGCUACGAAGGAAACGGAAAAUGAAGAAGCUCUUAUUUUUUCACGUCAGGACCCAGAGACAAUUCUGGCCUCAAUACAAAAGGACUUGAUCACAACAUAUCCUGAAACGGGCGAGGGGGUUCCGCUGAGCCGCCUUGUUGAACCGGAAGAAGAUAGUGACGACGAUAAAUCCAAAACAAAGAGUGAACUAGUUGGUUCAAAAGCCAGUCUAGCAAGAGCAUCGACUCAGAUCUUCGAUGCCAUUCGAGAGCGUAAGACCCAGGCUGACUCGGCGUCAGGCUCAGAUACCUGUGGACUGUCGCAGGGGGUAUUUGACCGUCUGACUCUUACUCAUGCUACCACAACUGAAUUUUUGCACCAGUUCUGGCAAGCGUUUUUAUCUGGAAACCCAGACCGGGUUGGCGAGAUACAGUCUUUGGUAGAGUCUCUUAAUCGUGCAAUGGAUCGGAUUAAAGCUGUUGCUGAUGAGGCAGAAGUUGAACGUCGUGCCGAAGUUGAAAAAUUAAAACAACAUGCUAGGGAAAUCAUGGCUGCGACAGGUAAGAAUAUACGGCCGAAUUUUAAAGCUAUAGAAGGUGGACAGAAGGUGGUAAACCAGUUAAUGAAGCCGACAAUGAAUGCAUUGGGGAAAGCAAUUUCAGAAUAUCAAGCUGCUCUUGCACAACAAAGCAAGGAUGCAGCUCUUGUAAUAUAG